UUCAGCGUCGGUUUAAUAUCACGCGGAAAAGUUCGAAAAUGAAACGUGACGAGCGAAAAAGACGAAGAUAACAACUUUUUAAUAAUUAUCUGGGUGUUUAUACAUUAAAAUAAUAAUUAGGGUGAAGUUAUAUAUUUAUUACAACUUAUACAUAUAUACAGCUAAUGAUAAUAGUAUGUGUAAUAGUGAGAUGUCCCGGUAUAGGGGGAUGUUUGGUGUUGGAACAGUAGCGUUAGCAUGGAGCUAGGUGAAGCGAAUUAGCAGCUUUUGCGCCCUCUUUCGGUCAGUGAGGGUAAAAACAUGGCGCUUGGUGGGCGGGUCGAGUCCUGCUCCGCUCUAACGUGACAGACUGAAGAAGCAGAAAGCAGAAGAAGGCUGAACAGUAAGAGAGAGAGAGAGACAGAGAGCAGCUGAACACACCCCCCUGGGUGUGAUAUAUAUUACAUUAAAUUAUAUUAUAUUAUAUUAUAUUAUUUCUGCAUGGAGCAGACGCGCGCGACACGGUACGUUACAGCGCGCGCACGCAGACAGUGAGAGAGAGAGGGAGAGAGAGAGAGAGAGAGAGAGGAGUGUUUUUAUAUUCCUCCGUUUUGCUGCCUUACAGGACUCGAAAUCGACUUUGUUUCGCGUUGCACACCAUCCGGAUUGGAUCUGGACUCCCUACAGACGACACUACGGAUGUUUUUGUGUUGCUUUUUAACCAGAAUUGAUUAAGAAAAAGGCUCAGAAACCCGGAGGAGUGUGAAGCACUAGCGGCGGCUCGGAGACCAGCUAUCAUCAUCAUCAUCAUCAUCAUUAUUAUUAUUAACAUUAAAGGUAAUAAUUAACCCCUCACACACGCACACGCACGCAGACAGAGAGACGGAGAGACACGGCGGUUUUGUUGAGUUGGACACCCAGAAGAUUUGCACAAGGUCACAAGUCAGCAUGCGGGGAUGAGAGUGUGGCUGUGUGUGAGCGGGUAGCGCGCUACACAGAGGCAGCCCCGGGCUUUCCGCCUUCCGCACGCGCUAUUUUGUUGCCAAACUCCACCAACUGCUGUGUUUGUGUCUGAGAAGAAGCAUGGGCUUGAUACAAGAGUGACUCCGGACCUGAGUUUGGCUGUUCAUACGGUGGAACGAUUAAAAAAAGAAAGGCUAGCAGGCUCUCAGCCCGUCCUCCCUGUGGUUCCUCAUGCUCAGCGUGGACUCUCGCCGCUUCACUGCAGGAUGGAUGGUGUGGCUCUGACGCUUCUCAUCUGUUGCCAUACGCGCUUGCUGAUCUGUGACUGCAUCCUGUUCUUUUACGUUUAUAAAAGAACUCCUCCUCUUUUGGGCUCAGGCCCUGCAGAGUGUGUCAAUAACUGUUUAUAAGUACCACGCAAAAUAAUACGAGGCUCUCACACAAAAUCUGAGCUUUUAUUUUGCCAACUUUUUUCCCGGAAGUUUACAUUUGGGAUUUAUUCCUGACAUUGUGAUUUAUUUAUUCUUUUAAGAGUUCGCUUGUAUUUUUUUUCCCCUCCUGGAGUGAAGAUGUCCCAAAACCCAAACGAUGGCAUGGAGUUUCUGGCUCCUCCACCUAAAAAUGUGAAUGGCUCUGGCUCGGACUCGAUGCUGGGUGAGAAGCUGGGCGUUGAGGUCCGGCACCGCCGCCACACCAUGGACAAAGAUCUCAAGACGGCAGAGCACCGAUUUUUCCGCCGCAGCGUCAUUUGUGACUCUAAUGUAACGGCACUUGACCUCCCAAGCAAAGCCUGCAUCCCUACGUCUCUCCCAGACUGCGAGUUGUCCGUGUGCCCUUUGAGUGUGAGUUCGGCUCCUGAUGGAGCCCCGGAGGUCUGUACAGCCGUUGUAGUAGAGGAGCAUGUGGAAGAUGUGGUUGAAGGAGGUGGACUCAACAGUGGUGAUGGCAUAGACAAGCAGAUUGUGUGCGAGCAGGAAUCUGUUACUUGGAUUCAGAGCGAGAUUCCCGGGACUGCAGCCACGCAGCCUGAAGUGACAAGUGUGCCGGAGCGCGAAGGUGAAGCAACAGAGAAAUGUGAGGAGGAAAAGGAGGCAGCGAAGGCUCGUGUGGAAGCAGAGCAAAGAGAGGCGGAGAAGAAGGUGCAGGAGGACGAGGAGGUGGAAACCAAAGCUGUGGGGACGUCACCAGACGGCCGCUUCCUGAAAUUUGACAUCGAGAUCGGACGUGGCUCUUUCAAAACCGUCUACAAGGGGUUGGAUACCGAGACGACCGUGGAAGUAGCAUGGUGCGAGCUUCAGGACCGUAAGCUGUCCAAGUCUGAGCGUCAGCGCUUUAAAGAAGAGGCCGGCAUGCUGAAGGGCCUGCAGCACCCCAACAUUGUGCGCUUCUACGACUCGUGGGAGUCUCCUUCUAAAGGCCGCAAGUGCAUCGUACUGGUGACGGAGCUCAUGACAUCAGGCACACUGAAAACGUACCUGAAGCGAUUUAAGGUGAUGAAGAUCAAGGUCCUGAGGAGCUGGUGCCGUCAGAUCCUGAAGGGCCUUCACUUCCUCCACACCAGGACUCCUCCCAUCAUCCAUCGGGAUCUGAAGUGCGACAACAUCUUCAUCACGGGUCCCACCGGCUCUGUAAAGAUCGGCGACCUGGGCCUGGCUACUCUAAAGCGCUCUUCUUUUGCUAAGAGCGUUAUAGGUACCCCUGAGUUCAUGGCGCCUGAGAUGUAUGAGGAGAAGUAUGACGAGUCAGUGGACGUGUACGCCUUUGGGAUGUGCAUGUUGGAGAUGGCUACCUCAGAGUACCCGUACUCCGAGUGUCAGAACCCAGCGCAAAUCUACCGGCGGGUGACCAGCGGUGUGAAACCAAGCAGCUUUGAUAAGGUGGCCAUACCUGAGGUGAAGGAGAUCAUCGAAGGCUGCAUUCGACAGAACAAAGAUGAAAGAUAUGCUAUCAAAGUCCUGCUGAACCAUGCCUUCUUCCAAGAGGAGACGGGAGUGCGAGUGGAACUGGCUGAGGAAGACGAUGGGGAAAUGAUCGCUAUCAAGCUCUGGCUGCGCAUCGAAGACGCCAAAAAGCUGAAAGGCAAAUAUAAAGACAACGAAGCUAUCGAGUUCUCCUUUGACCUCCAUAAGGAUGUCCCUGAAGAUGUGGCCCAAGAAAUGGUUGAAUCUGGUUACGUGUGUGAGGCCGACCACAAGACCAUGGCCAAGGCCAUCAAAGACCGCGUGUCACUGAUCUGCCGUAAACGAGAACAGAGAAAGUUAGUGCGAGAGGAGCAGGAGAAGCGCAAACAGGAAGCUGAUCAACAACAACAACUGAGCGAGUCUCAAAAGGCCUUGCAUUUCGUACCUCCAGGAACACCAGGAGCCACUCAGACUCCGUGCAGCCUUCAGCCACCCACUCCUGGCCCUGGACAGCUCGAACCUGAAGAGUGUGAAGCAGACCAACACCAACAGCUGCAGUACCAACACGGUGCCAUCUCCUGUGAAGGUACGGUGGACAGCGGACAGGGUUCAUCCAUCUUCUCCGAGCCGCCGCUGAGUCAGCUCACCAUGUCUUAUAGUUCUCCUGCAGCAUCUCAUCAGACUCCCCAGCAGCAGCAGCAGCCUGCACAGCCCUCCUACCCCACCGCCUCACAAACUACCCAGCAGCACCCUGCAUUCCCCCCGCAGCCCAUGCCGCAGUCUCUGGCUCAGCCGUUUGGCGGUGGAGGGGGCUCGGGUGUGUGUGAACCGCCGCUCUCUUUCCCCUCCAUCCCCGAGCGGCCUGUCUCCUUCUCCCCACCGCCAUCCUGCCCACCUAAAGGCUUCAAUGUGCAGCGCCGCAAGAGCACCUCCAUCUUAGAGGCCCAUACGCGCCACUUUCAGCCGGCCUACCGCAGCUACGGGAGCAGCCUCCACCCGUUCUCUAGCAUCGAAGCUCAUGAGCCGUCACACUUUCUGCUACCGAACAUAGCGGCUCAUAGACUGGCCGAGCACAUGCAGGCUUCGGCGGAGUCCUUACACAGCUACAAGGACAUCCGAAUGGAGCAGGAGGAGGCUGUUCGUAGACUGAGUCUCAACCAGGCCGUCCUGCUGGACCAUUUGGAGGCCAUGGCGUACAGUGGAUACACGAUAACAGCACAUCAGCUAAACCAGCUCUCCUUCCACCAGCAAAUGCAGGCUGCGGCUGCUGCGAGUCUGGCAUACGAGAGCCCUCAGCCCAGCCCGGGCUACCUACACCCACACGUCCCGAGCCUCAUGCGCCUGAACCACAGUCCCAUCCCUCAGCCAGCACCCGCUAGCGUGGCCCAAGAAUCCUGCUACCAGCCUCACCCAUCAUUUCCUCAUUCUGCCCCACCAGUGCUGGCACACACCCCUGAGCCUGGCACCGCUUUCGAGUUCCACAUGCACAACAUCCAAGCAGAGCCAGGAACGCUGGCUGCAAGACUGUACCGAGCCCGGCGCGGCUCCAUGGAGCUCAAUCUGGAGGAGGCAUCAGGAAACACGGGGCCGUGCAGUCGGCUACAGCCAGUCACUGAGGAGCUGGGGAGCUACACGAGCCCGGAGAUGCCACUGCCUCCAGGAAGCCUGCUGUUGCUCCACACUCAGAAAGAGCGCAGCCCAGAUCCUUCCAGCGACUCAGUGACCUCAUCUGACACCGGAGACUUUCACUCACCGCCUCUGCCACACGCAGGGCGCCCGGGUCUGGAUGCCUCACUUGCUCAGUCCAUCCCCCAAACAUCGACACAGCUUUACACACCCGAAAGAGGGAGCGGAACGUGCGACGGUCAUCCUCCAACUCACCACUCUUAUCUCUUCAUCCCUCCGUCUGAACCAUCCAGCUCUCAUAUCGGCGCACUACAGAACGCCUGGGCCCGACAAACCACCGUCCAGCCUGAGCUUUCCUACCACGAGUCUGCUCUGAGCCUACAGGGUUCUGCUUUGCAGGCUCCGCCUCCCCAGUCCAGUACGGCUCUUCCUAUGGUCUCCACCAGCGCCCAGGCCACACCCUGGAGCGACCCGGUCAAUCCACAGUAUGGAGGUUACUACAUCCCAGCAGUACCUUUGCAGGGGGUUCCACAGCAGGUUUCUCUGAGCGCUGCCUCUCAGCAGCCCACCGUCUCAUUGCCCCAGCAGCAGCCUCCUCCACCACAGCCUGCCAGCUCAGGCCUACAAAGCAUCGCCCAAACACACAUCCAGCCUGGGUCUCCUGCUAUACAGCAGUGUGUUAGUGAGUCGAGUCCUCGGGUUGUGUCCCCGUCGCCGUGUGUGGAGCAUCUGUUCUUCCAAUACCAGGCGGCUCAGCUCGCUCUGGUGCAGCCUUCAUCGCCCCCCCCGGUCCAGCCUGUCCAGACUCCAGAUCUCUCGCCCUUCAUCCAACCGUUCGUCACACUUACCCCACUGCCCCUCUCCUAUCUCCCCCAGCCGUCUGUGCCUGGCCUGGGCUUCAUGCCCCCUGUAUCAGUGCCUGCUCAGCCGCUCCCACUAACAGUGGCCCAGGGACAGCAGCCGCUCCUUGUGGUGGCCUCAUCAGUUCCCUCCUCCCCAGCACCAGGAACCGUACCAUCUGCGUCUCCUUCAGCACUGCUCACUGCGUCAUCGCAGCCCCAAGCGAUGCUUCCUCCUCUGCCACUUACGACCACUGUGCCAACAAUCUGUGUAGCUACUGUCCCCACCCCUACUGAGCAGCCCGGGCUAGCGUCAGACUCCCCGGCUCAGGCAUCCCAGACCGGUUCUCAGACGACAGAUAUGUCACAGCUUCAGGCUCCAGCAGUGCCCUGUGGAAUGGAAAGCAGCCACUCUGACGUGGCAUCUGGCAUGAGUGACGGAAACGAGGGCGUGACCGGCGGCAGGCACGAGGGUCGUUCAGCCAAACGGCACCAGCGCAGAUCCGUACGCAGCCGCUCCCGCCACGACAAGAUCACCAAAGCCAAACUUAACGUGCUCAACAUCUCUAAUAUGGGCGACAGGGUUGCCGAGUGCCAGCUGGAAACACACAACAGGAAAAUGGUUACUUUCAAGUUCGACCUGGAUGGAGAUAAUCCUGAGGAAAUCGCUCAGAUCAUGGUUGAGAGCGAGUUUAUUCUGGAGAGCGAGCGAGAGUCCUUUAUUGAACAGGUUCGGGAGGUCAUUGAGACUGCAGAUGAAAGGGGUCUUGAAAGGGAAGGCAGCCAGACUGUGAGCAAUCCUGAAGAGCAGAUGACUGCUCCAUACACACCUCUCCAGUCAGGUGGUGCGAGUACCACUACACAGGUGGUGACCUCGGCGGGCCGCAGGUUCAUUGUCAGUCCUGUUCCUGAGUCCAGACUGAAGGAACAAUUCUUCAGUGCGGUUCAACCCCCUGCUCCUAUUUUUGAGCAACCUGUAGCAUCAGUGGGACUGCCUGCGAUGAGUCUGUCUCAGUCCGCCUCAGCACUUUCUCUGCAGCAGGCGUUUGCUGAGAUGCGUCAGGGACAGUAUGAUCCUGGGCCGAGCACAGCGCCCCCUACUCUCAACACCUCCCUUCCUCCACUGUUACCUGCAGUCACCUUGCCUCCCUCCUCUACUGCGAUGCUGUCGUCUCCACCACAGUCCUCUGAGCUAGCUGGCCCUGCUCUGACAGUCUCCUCCUCGACCUCCUCUCCUCCUCCAUCACUCACCCCUGUAGUGGUCUCCUUACCUCCUCAGAUCCCUCUGCCUGUCAGUCAACCUGUUGUGACCAGUAUGACUGUUCAGCCUUUCUCAGCUCCUCCCUCUUCAGCCCCUUCUGCUGUUUUUCCCCAGACGACAGUUCCAGUACACACUACUAUCAGCACAGCAGUGCCAUGUAGUAUAGCUCCGCCCUGCCAGCACGCUCCCAUUAUAAAUAAUAUGAACGCUUUUCCUGGUGGAAUCACAGAACAACUUACUGUCACUUCCAGCGUAGCCCAGAUCACCCCUCCUGUUGCCCCCAGCACAGCCAUUCAAACUCCUCAGCUCGCCGCUAGUGUCAUUGUGUCACUCCCAGUGACUGCCCCUUUGCCACAGGUGCCAGUCACCAGCAGUGCCCCUGUGGUGCAGCCCACCCCGGUUCACAGCCAACCACAGCCUUCCACACUGCCCAAUCAGUGCCAUUCUCACUGCACCGAGUGUGAGAGCGACCCUCAGAGCAAAACCCCAGGCAUCGAUGACAUCCAUGCUCUAGACAAGAAGCUGCGCUCACUGUUCAUGGACAUGGGCGCUGGGCCUUCUUCCGCCCCAGCCGACGCCAGUGCCACAGAGCCAGCUGCUCCCGGCACAUCUUCUCCUACCACCUCCAGCACCACCCCUCUUCCUCCCACAAGCUUACCUCUGAGCUCUCCUAUGACCACCCCAGUCACUAGCGCCACCCCUGUCGGCAAAACGCCAUUGUCCAGAUUGCCGGUGUUGCCUGUCGGCUCCGAGCAGGCCGGCACGCCACCCACAGAACACCCACCUCUCUUCCCGGGACCUUGUCUAACUCAGUCCCAGCAGCCCCUGGAGGAUCUGGAUGCCCAGCUGAGACGAGCUCUAAGCCCUGAGACGGUGUCGGUUAGCAGCGUCACACAUCAGUCCUCUCAUACCGGGAUGCCUGCUGGAGGGCAGCCAGUUCCAUUUUCUCUUGAAGGGGAGCCAGGGGCUAUGCCUGCACCUGGAGGCUUCACGCUGGGCCGAUUUCAGGUGUCAUUAGCAGCUGAUGACUCUUCCCUGCAGCCUCCCACAACCUCCAGUGACUCAUCUUCCUCUACCACCACUUCAUCCACCUCCUCUUCGUCCUCUAAUCUCUCUAGUCCUGAGAACACACUGCAUAGGGCCUCUCCUCCUCUGCAUGAGUCAGGGGGUGAUGUGGUGGACAGUUUGCCCCCUGCGCCCCCCAGCCAGCCCACUACGAUUGGCCGCUUCCAGGUCACCACCAACAGUGAAACCACAGUGGGCCGUUUCUUGGUGAGUCGAGCCCCUGAUGAGCCAAUAACUCCCAAGCCUGAGGAUGCAGAGUCUCCAGAGCCGCCACCCCAGAGUCCUCCAGCUAUGGGCAAUGGCCCUGCACUCAGUCCUGAGGGCAAGAGCCUGAUGAGCAUGAACAACUCCUUUAACUCCUACUUCAGCAGUGAUAAUGACUCCGAGUUUGAAGACGAGGACUUCAAGCAGGAAAUCAGCAAGCUGCGCGAGAAGCACAUGAUGGAGAGUCAGGCGCUGUACGCCCGGCAGAAAGUGGAGAUCGAUGCCCUUUUUGCCCGAGUUGGCAAAGUCCCACCCGCCAUCAUAAACCCACCCGCAGUGAAUCUGGCUGGCCGCAGGCGCCGACCUACCAAGAGCAAAAGCAGCAAGUCGAGCCGCACAAGUUCUCAGGGCAGUAAGAGCCCGGUUCAGCCUGGGAGCACCACUUUAUCAACUCAGAGCGCUCCCUCGGUGUACCCGACCCAGCAGUCCUUUCUCGCCCCCAGUGGGUUGGGAGAGACAGGGAGCAACCCCCUGCUCCAGGCUUUCAAGCCCUCGCCCUCCAGCGAGAACCUUUACUCAGCCUACACCAGUGACGCCACGCUGUCCGCCCCCAGCCUCUGUCUGCCCACGCAUGGCUGUGUAAAGUUCACCUGUGGGUCGGAGAGAGUGACCUUCAAACCAGGUGGCAGAAGGACCCGUUUUCUGAGUACGCCGUGCUUGGCUCUUUGGAAGAUGGUGAAAAAAGUGUGCCCCUGCAACCAACUCUGUAGGACGAACAGCACAAACACAGUGGGCGGACCGGGGCAGGGGCAGAACCAAACGCAGCCACCUUCCACUGCGUCCCAGAGCCGCAAGGGCACGUUCACCGACGACCUGCACAAACUGGUGGACAACUGGGCCAGAGAUGCCAUGAACCUGUCGCAGGGCAAGAGGGGACCGAAACCCCAGCAGCAGGCCCCGUCUCAGGGCCACAGCUAUGAGAUGAUUCCUUCUGGAAGCAUGGCCCGCAAGUUCUCUGCUCCGGGUCAGUUGUGUCCCAACGUGGCUUCAUCCAUGCCCAACCCUCCUGCUACCUCUCUGGGGGCACGUAAAGGCUCGCUGUGCCCUGCGCCUCAGUACGGCUACCCCUCUGCACCUUACAACGGCCCAUGGGCCAGUGUCUCGGCCGCACACACUCAGGCCCUGGGCCAGUUUCCCGCAGCCCCGGGCGCCCUGCAGGCCUUCCACAUCAACACGCUGCAAAAAUCAGUCAGCAACCCAGGAGGGCCUAACUUAAGGACCACAUAAGGUUGGGUCUAGCCUGUGCUAGGCCACUAAAGAGAAAAAGAGAGCGAGAGAGAGAGACAGAGAGAGAGAGAGAGACAGAGAGAGAAGGGCUGAGACGCAUGAACUGGUGGUGAGGUUGGUGUGAGCUUAGGCACGUGUGUUGCACCUUUGGAAAAUGGGACAGAGAUAAGUCAGGGUUUGUGCACACAUACACAUAAACACACCUUGUGUGGAUGAAUCACUCCUGCACUCUGGUUUACAUGCCUUGAGGUGAAUGCACACUGACGCAAAGGAGAGAGAAAAAUAAAAAACACAAUGGGAGCAAUGUUAAAGCAGCCAAAGAGGAUGGUGACCAUUUUUUUUCUUGUUCGAAAAUCUCAUGAACGUGUAUAGUGAUGUUGCUCCAGGGUAGCCUGGGACUAGCUUGCUAAGCUUUCCCUGACUGUUUCACUUUAUUUCACACCCUUUUUGUCAGUUGAGGUCCCUGGAACCGGUGACGGAAGAGGGGAAAAUGAGAAAGGUGAUGGAUGGUCGCCGUCUCCAUUACAAACUUUCCGGCAUCCUGGUAUCUGCUCUAAUGCUAUGUAACGCAAUAAUUAUAGAAAUCAAAAGCCCAUUUUAAAAACACAGAAAGUGGCCUUUAGUAGAGAAAACAAGUAUUCAUGUACAGCUUCUCUCUUUUUAUAUAUAAAUUGGGGUAUAAUUUUAAAGUUGUGUGGAUUUUCACGUGGUCAUAGGCCAUUCAGCCACCCCUGAGAGUUUGGACUACUAAGAUACUAUAACUAUAAAACUCCCAGCUUGCUCUGUAGUACACAGUCAUGCUUACCAUCCACCUCCACCUCUCUUCUUGGGAGUUUCAUCUGCCCUAAAAGCGAUUUAACUAAGAACAGAUAUUUAACAAUGCUUUAACAAUUGCCCUUUUUUUUGCCAUUUGUAAUUGUGCCUUCUGUUGGAAUGGAUAAAUUAACCCAGUUUUACUAUCUUUAAAGCCCAAAAAGUAGUCCUGUGUCAUUAAUUCAGUUUUGGAAAGAGCGACCAGAGGGCCUGGAGGUGAGGUGGAGAUUAAUUUACCCUGAGUAAGGAAGGGGUUGCCUGUCUGGCUUGUUCACGCAUACUGCAAGCUGGUGAAGCUUUAAAUCUACUAUCUAUUAGCAUUGUAACAGCUUUUAUAAUCAUGAGCGCAUUAGGGACCUCUUUAAGACAGGUUGAUUUUUUGAAAUGUAUGUUUAAAUGAGAAAAGUUGUGUUCUGUACGGACCUGUAUUUAUCCAUCAGUUAUUGAUGUUGAAACACUGUGAUUUAUUAUAAAUGUUGUUGGACAACAUAAGUUUAAAGCAAUGGUAGAGAAAGGGUGGAACUGAGGAGGAUUUAUUGCUAUUAGGUAAAAGGUGAUGUAAGGCUAGCUAUUACCUUAUUACAGAACUUAUUGGAGACACUUUAACCCUUUUCCCCCCUUUGUAUUUCUUUCAUUGUAUUAGAUAAAUGUGAAUGUAAAACAGUUUCAAUUAACAUACUUGAAUAACCGGUUUGUUUUUCCCUCCUCCCCAGUGCCCAGUAAGUGUACUGGAGUUUCUAGUGCCUUGCAUUCUUCCUUUCCAUUUUUUUUCUCUUUGUAAUUGAAUUUUGUGGCAGCAGAGGCAUGUAGGCGCCUAUUCGGGUGCUCGCGUGACAAUUAUGGUGAUUAACAGGCUGUUCUAGUAUACUGUAGAGAUUCUGAGUUUGGUGUCAUUUUUGGUUAAGACCAAAAUGAUCUGGAGAUGUAUAGUUCUAGCUUAUUGCUGUUAGAAGGGGGUUAUGAACGGUUUAAAGUGUUAUCUAGCACAAAAGGUCAAUGAUAAGCUUCAGGCCUGGGCACUAGACUGGUGGACAUCCUGUCUCCAAUUUCCUGCCCUUAAGCCGGCUUGCCAAUGUUCUCAGAUCAAUUGCACCCCCUUUCAAGGACCCUUGUGUAGCAUGAAACUUGCCACAAUAGUUGUAAAUUCUUAUAAAUUCUGACAGCAGAUAGGCAGUUGGUAUAAAAAAAAAAAAGUAACCCUGUGUUUCCACUGGCAGCGAUGCAACA
Messenger RNA from Pangasianodon hypophthalmus (striped catfish), 11165 nucleotides. It is a transcript of the gene wnk1b, whose product is annotated as WNK lysine deficient protein kinase 1b. Gene Ontology annotation, cellular component: cytoplasm; cytosol. Gene Ontology annotation, biological process: protein phosphorylation; negative regulation of sodium ion transport; intracellular signal transduction. Lineage: Eukaryota; Metazoa; Chordata; Actinopteri; Siluriformes; Pangasiidae. Bases 1512 to 9125 code for a protein of 2537 amino acids. The transcript is spliced from 33 exons. Gene Ontology annotation, molecular function: protein serine/threonine kinase activity; chloride channel inhibitor activity; ATP binding. The record is from RefSeq and is a predicted model, not a curated record.